AUGUGCAGAUUUCUUGUGUACAAGGGCUCUGAGCCGAUCAUACUUUCCAAGUUGAUCACUGAACCAUCGCACAGCAUUCUCACGCAAUCUUAUGACAGUCGCCUCCGCCUAGAUAGCCGUCGCCCGGUCAAUGGGGAUGGCUUUGGGGUUGGGUGGUAUACGGAGCCAGAGUUGGGUCCAGAUCCAUGUGUCUUUACAUCGACUUUACCGGCCUGGAACUGCGUGAAUCUCGAACGUCUUGCGCCGAAGACGGCCUCGAGGCUGAUAUUUGCCCACGUCAGGGCCACCACCGAGGGGUCGUUGGCCGAAAACAAUUGCCACCCUUUCCAGCACAACACGUUGAUGUGGAUGCACAACGGUAAUAUUGGGGCCUGGAAGUACGUGAAACGCCCACUAGCUGACAGUCUUUCGGACAAAUGGUUCCUUGGUGUGAAAGGCGGCACUGAUUCGGAAUGGGCGUUUGCGUUAUUCCUCGAUACCUUGGAGCGUGAGGGAGUCGAUCCAAGCUCCGAACCCAAGGGUGGUUUCGACACCAAGACUCUGCGACGGGCCAUGAAGAAAACCAUUGCCCAAAUCAAUACGUUUGUCAAGGCCGUCCCUCCCGAAUACAAAGUCUCAGAUGUGGAAACUAGAAGCCUACUCAAUUUUGCCGUUACAGACGGCCACUCUGUCAUUGUCACUCGAUAUGUCAGCAGCAAAACCGACGCCGCCGCAAGUCUGUACUACUCGUCUGGAACUGCUUGGGUCGAAGGAAAGAUCAAAGGGCAAUUCAAGAUGGAGAGGAGAGACAAAGCGUCCGAUGUGGUCCUCGUCGCCAGCGAGCCCCUCACCUUCGAAAGACACAACUGGCUAUCCGUCCCCACGAACACGAUUGUUACAAUCUGUAAACAGACGGUGUAUGUACGGCCCAUCAAAGAUGAAUACUAUGACCCAGAUCCCUCGACAGAGCGCUCGACAGGUUUUGCUAGGUCCAAAGGUCUAGUGUCAAAAGCACCUGGGGGCGGAACUGCAACACCCACUCCGAUGGCUGCUACCCCAGUUCCGGGCGCUGGGGUUGAAAAUGCCACUGGAGAAUAUAUCGCGAAAGAAGAUCUGGAUGUAUUCCGCGAAAAGAUGGCGAAAUUGCAGCUCCAGAAAUGUAGCGAAACCAAUGGGCAGAUGGAUCAACUAUCGGUUUAG
Molecule: messenger RNA, 1179 nt
Organism: Fonsecaea nubica
Lineage: Eukaryota; Fungi; Ascomycota; Eurotiomycetes; Chaetothyriales; Herpotrichiellaceae
Exons: 2
Coding region: 1-1179 (392 amino acids)
Source: RefSeq, a predicted model, not a curated record